Messenger RNA from Knipowitschia caucasica, 423 nucleotides. The record is from the annotation of a GenBank genome assembly. NCBI's taxonomy places the organism in Eukaryota, Metazoa, Chordata, Actinopteri, Gobiiformes, Gobiidae.
AUGGCAAUCCAACACCAGCUAUUACAGCCCCUUCUCUUCCUGCUGCUGCUGCUGCUGCUGCUGCCGGACUUGUCUCUAUGUCCGGGAAACGCUGUGUUCUUCUCUGACACUGGCCCCUCCCUUCCCCAGGCUGCUCCCACAGGGGGGAGGGGAGAGGAUUUCCCGGAUCUCCCAGACACAGCGGCAGAGGCGGAAGAGAGAGAGCUUCCCGGAAAAGGAGGUGAUGUCAUCGUGUUGGGGGGAGGGUUUGAACUGAACCAGGAUCAAGGAUUUGGGGCAAAGAUUAGACAGGAUUUAAUGAAGCAGUGGGGGUCGGAUCAUAACCAGCUCGGAACAUCAGGCGUCGUCCGGGAAACCGCAUCCUCCCGUUACCGACAGCAACCAACCAUCACUUCACAUAAAACGCCUGACCUGUUCCCAUAG